This is a messenger RNA of Adelges cooleyi (spruce gall adelgid), 753 nucleotides long. RefSeq lists its product as uncharacterized. NCBI's taxonomy places the organism in Eukaryota, Metazoa, Arthropoda, Insecta, Hemiptera, Adelgidae. The record is from RefSeq and is a predicted model, not a curated record. The transcript has 6 exons. The coding region runs from base 11 to 697 and encodes 228 amino acids.
AACACAGGAAAUGGCUCCCAACCGUUAUAACUUGAACUACAGGCUUGUGGAGAAAUCGGCUCCAAAGUGGCCGUUCAAAGGAAUGGAAAGGAACACCACGCCUAUGAUUAUCAAAAACAUUCCUGGACCAUCAGAGUAUACGGUCAAUGCAGGAGACAUUGCGUACAAAAUUCACAAGCAAUUAACAUACAACCAACAACAUUCAGUGUCGAAACCGCCUUUUAAUAGCGCUACCGAACGUUAUUCUUCUACAGUCGACCAAAAACAUAAUAUGAGUUCCAUCGAGGAAGAUCAAAAGACACUCGACGAAACAAACGAGUGCAUAAGGCCGCACUCGACUUUUGUCUCAAAAACCGGAAGGAGCAAAUUACAAGUGCAGUCUUCUGGAGUGGAUAAAUAUUAUAAUAUAGCUAAAGCCGUCGACAAGAUAAAAACCAAAACUAGCCAUAAUAAACGUCGAACACCGUUCAAUCAAACGAGUCGACGGUUUGCAGAAUUUAAAACUCAACGUCUUCCCGGACCAGCCGAUUAUGUGCUGAAGCAGUCUACUUAUUGCGCUACAAAUCGCCUAAACUUCGGUACUUAUUCCGAAAGACAACCAAAAUCGAUCGCACACGGACGACAGACUUACGAGUUACCGAAUUCUUGCAAGAAGACUUUGAAAGUGGACCAGUUACAACAACAAAAUCAAAUUUAACGUUAUCCGGCAAAACAGCGAGACGUGUCAUUCGAAGGGAAUAGUUCAAUUAAAAC